GCGCGGAGGCGCCUCCCCAUUGGCCGGGACUGCCGUCCGUCCGCGCUGCGCGCCGCCGCCGCCAUGGUGCGCUUCAAGAACAGGUAUGUGCUCUGCGAGGUGGUCUCGGAGGACCCGCGGUGCCGCCAGUGCAUCGAGGACCGCGUGCUGGGCCUCGCCGUCAGAGACGCCAUCGCACGGGUGCACGGGGACUACGGCCUGGCGUGCUGCUCCAUCUCCUUCACAGUGAAGUACCUGAACGCCUACACCGGGACGGUGCUGCUGCGGUGCCGCAAGGACUCGUACCGGCUGCUGUGCUCCGCGCUGCCCUUCGUGCGGUACCUGGAGAGCCGCGGGCAGCGCUACCCCUGCUUCCUCAACACCCUGCACGUCGGAGGUACCAUAAGAACAUGUCAGAAAUUCCUGAUUCAGUAUAACAGAACACAGCUGCUGAGGUUGUUGCAAAACUGUACAAAUGAAGAGGAAAGACAGUGUAUACAGAAGUCCUUGUUGAGCUGUUCCCUUACAGAAGAGCAGUCUGAAAGUGGAGAUGAGGAGGAUGAUGAUGGCACAGAGACAGACUGAAUGUCACUUGUUACUGUUCACCUCUGUUCUGUACUUGCUUACUUAAGAUAUGACUGGUUAUCUUCAGUGUUAAGCAGUGCAGGGGACUGGAAAAGUAUUUGUUCGUAUUUAGACUUCAUUCCCCAUUCCAAAUGUUUUUAAACAAAUUUAAAAAAAAUAAAACAUUAUUUCACUUAA
Messenger RNA from Serinus canaria (Common canary), 741 nucleotides. It is a transcript of the gene POP5, whose product is annotated as POP5 homolog, ribonuclease P/MRP subunit. Gene Ontology annotation, biological process: tRNA 5'-leader removal. Gene Ontology annotation, cellular component: ribonuclease P complex. Gene Ontology annotation, molecular function: ribonuclease P RNA binding. NCBI's taxonomy places the organism in Eukaryota, Metazoa, Chordata, Aves, Passeriformes, Fringillidae. The record is from RefSeq and is a predicted model, not a curated record. The transcript is spliced from 5 exons. Bases 64 to 564 code for a protein of 166 amino acids.